Molecule: messenger RNA, 3214 nt
Organism: Poecilia latipinna (sailfin molly)
Lineage: Eukaryota; Metazoa; Chordata; Actinopteri; Cyprinodontiformes; Poeciliidae
Gene: sanbr
Product: SANT and BTB domain regulator of CSR
Exons: 21
Coding region: 726-2852 (708 amino acids)
Source: RefSeq, a predicted model, not a curated record
CUCAUGGUAACAGGACUCAUGUUGCUGCAGUGCGACAACUGGGACGAUUUUACAAACUAACGAGCUUUUAAUGUGUAUAAACAGUUUUAUUUAGUCAGGUGUUUGGUUUGUGUUUAAACGGAAUGGCAUGUGAAUACUACUUUAUACCGUAAACGAGGACGUAAAUUUAGCGAAUGCCUUCGUUGAUGGUUAGCGUUCAUGCUAACUAGUGAAGGCUUGUGCUGCCUUCAGGGACUAUCGAAAAUUAUGUUUUAGGGAAUACGCUACACUUAUUGACCUGAUUUUUACAAUUAAAAAGUGUAAGAUAAAAAAUGCUGUAUUUUUUUGAGAAAGUACAUUUGAUUUCUAUAGUACAUUAAGUACAUUUCACUUGUAAAAAAAUAAAAAAUCACAAACUGUUUUUCAAACAACGCAUAUAAGAUAAAUUAAACGGCGAUAGAAGUACAAACAAAUUACCAAAGAUUUAAAUAGUAUAUAAAACAAUAUAGAAUAUAUUUAAUAUUUAAAGUACAUACUAAUAUCAAUUUUAAAACUGAAACCUGAGUUGAGUGAAAGUGAGAUUCUUAAGUUCAAAUUUCGGUGGUUACCUGAAGGCAGCAAACAGUCCGGUCCCGCAAAGUUAGCUAGCCUGGUAGUUAGCCAUUGGACCGCAGCAUCAGCACCAUUAUCAUCACCACAAUGGCAGAAAGGAUUCCGCUGCUGCCUUGACUCUGCUGGAAGACGAAAUGAGUCGCUUCUGUUCGGACAACAAUAAUUUCCCCUACGACAACAAUGUCCUGGUUCUGGACAUGGUGCUGGGGUCUCUGUGGGGGGUUCCUCAGCCCAUAAGCUGGGAGAAUGUGGCCAAACUGGUGCCAGGCUUCACUCCUAAGGAGUGUGCCAGUCGAUUUGAGGAGCUGAAGGCCACGGCGGGGUUUCCCCAGGUGGAUUAUCAGUGCAAUGACCUAACGGGAGGAACCAGCUCACCAUCUGACAGCCUGUCUGCCCUGCUGGAGGCUGGAGAUGUGGUCAAGAGAGAAGGAGGCAGUCAAAACUGCAGCAAAGUCACAGGCUCUAAGUCGCUCCCGGCUGGAAGGGGAGGAACGGUGGAGAAGAAGGAGACGCGAGUCUCAGUGGAAGAGGAUGAAAAACCCCAAAAACCACGGGAUCUCAACAUGGUGAUCCACGUCUGUGAUGAGACCAAGAACCUGAAGCAGGAUUUUACCUGCCCCAGAGAUCUUCUAGUCAAAGAGAUGCGCUACUUUGCUGAGUAUUUAUCUGUGGACCAGCAGAGGUGGGAAGAGGUGGACAUCUCGGUUCACUGCGACGUUCAGAUCUUCGACUGGCUCAUGAACUACGUCAGGAGGAACUCGGCAGGAGAGGGAAACAAGGACAAACCCCGGCUGGAGCCCAGCAACGUCAUCUCCAUCCUGAUCUCCUCUGAGUUCUUGAAGAUGGAUACGUUAGUGGAGGAAUGCAUCCAGUACUGCCAUAAACACAUGAGCGCCAUCGUUGCCACUCCCUGCAACAUGAACUGCAUCAACAGCAACUUGGCAACACGGAUCGCCGAGCUCUUCAACCACAACGAGGCCGACGACAUCCGCGACAAAAAAGAUAAAUUCAAGAGCAAACUGUUUCAGAAGAAAAUCGAGCGGCUGUUUGAUCCAAACCACCAGAACAAAGAUUCACCAGGAAACGCCUCGACUCUCUACAGAUGCAGUUUGUGCCUCAAGCUGCUGACCAAAGACACGGAGAGGAAGAUUUCCUGCGUUCCAGGGAAAAUCAACGUUGACGUCCGAGGACAGAUCAUCUAUACGCACACAAGACAGAAGAGCUGGGAUGUGCAUGAAUACACCACAGCUUUAUAUGAGGAGCUCAAGUCCUGGGUUCUCGUUUACUGGAGAAUCUGGGGAACCAUCAACUACCUCACCUGCUCCCGCUGUCAGCAGGUGUUCGUUUGUGCAGAGCUGACCCAAUGCAAAUACCACCCAGACAGCGUGUUGUACCCCGGCAUGGGCGCAGAGAAAGGUUGGCAUGGGGCAGGAAUAUACCCCUGCUGCAACCAGAGGGUUCUCCGCUUUGACCCCACUGGGAUACCAAAGGGUUGUAAGACGCGGGAUCACAUCGUGAACGUACAGGAUGAGGAGAAAUACGACGAGGUGACGGCAGCUCAGACCAGAGUCCUUAAUGACCUACUGCUGCACAGAGAUGCUGUGUGCUUGUCCAACGCAUCGCCGGCAGAGAGCUCUGAGGAGAGUCCGCCCGGAGCAGAGAAAGUCCCAGACUGCAAAGCUCUCCUAGAGCCGACACUCCUCGGACCUCUGAGAGGAGACGGCAGCUCUUUUUCCCUUUUCAAGAACUGGACUCUUCAGCUGAGGCAGCAGUCUCUCCUGUCAGAGGACGAGGAGUACACCACGGGGUCAGAGGUCACCGAAGACGAGGUCGGGGACGAAGAAGAGCUGUCGAAGAAACAAGCUGCUAAGAAGGCGAAGAAGCCCCACAGACCUCUGAAGAAACAGCUUUCCUCUCCGAACUUCCAACGCAAAGACAAAUCUGAGAAGCCACAGUCCAGAGACAGCACACCUUUCACCGUGAGCCUCCAGAAGAGUAAGUGGGACAGUUCUCGCUCGCUGCGCUACAACCAGGACGCUCAGAGAGAGGAAGACCAGCGGCGCAUGGCGGAGAUCGUCGGCCACCUGACCCAGAUAAGGUUCGGAGACCAGGAGCCGAGCAAAUCCAAGGACACCAAAGAGCCGGCUGGUGGGAUCUACGCUCGGCUGGAGCUGCAGUUCAGAGGCGGCGCUCCGACCAGACCGACGGCAGAGAAAGCCCCCAGAUCCAAGUCGCGUUACGCUCAGCUCCGAACUACUUAACAAUGCCGAAGCGAUGAAAGAUUGACCGAAACCCUGAAGAUGAGGAACCGUCUCUAGACAAGGGACAGCCAGGUGUGGACUUCCUCCUCUCUGCCGUCUCUGUUCAUGUGGACCUCCAUCGGCCGCGCUGCGUGUUUGUGCAGCUGUGGCCGUUCCUCAAUAAACAAGGCGAACCCCCAUUGCUGCUUCAUGCAUGCAGCAGGACCUCACAAACACCAGAAAACGUCGGCCAUGUUGUUUAUCUGGGAGGUGGAGAGUCCCACGUUUUCCUCCUUACUGGAUCUGAUUUGUAAUUUCUCCAAGUUCUGGUCAAAAUGCUUUCAUCUGUAACUGUAUUCAACUAAUAACACAUCUACAAACAC